Messenger RNA from Necator americanus (New World hookworm), 393 nucleotides. RefSeq lists its product as uncharacterized. The record is from RefSeq and is a predicted model, not a curated record. Lineage: Eukaryota; Metazoa; Nematoda; Chromadorea; Rhabditida; Ancylostomatidae. The transcript has a single exon. Bases 1 to 393 code for a protein of 130 amino acids.
AUGGCGAUCUGUACUUAUAACGCACGUACGCUUGCAUCGGAAGCGGCCAUCGAAGAUCUGAUGAUGCAAGCCAAGAAGAUCAAGUACGACGUCAUCGGACUGACCGAGACGAGACGACGUCACCCUCUCAACGCCGUAUAUGAGACUGGAGAAGAACUGUUCUUAGGAACAUGCGACAGUAGAGGUGUUGGUGGAGUUGGCGUCCUCGUCAACACGAGUAUGGCAAAGAACAUCGACUCUUUUGAACAACUUACGACCCGAAUCGGACGUCUGCGGAUGAGAAGAUGUGGCCCAAUACCAGCUUUGACUAUCUUCGUCGCUUACGUUCCAACAUCAAGCUACGAAGAAGAAGACGAAGUCGAAGCUUUCUAUAUGGACCUGGAGAAGUUCUAG